Ectocarpus sp. CCAP 1310/34 is the source of this 1131-nucleotide messenger RNA. The record is from the annotation of a GenBank genome assembly. Lineage: Eukaryota; Phaeophyceae; Ectocarpales; Ectocarpaceae.
AUGUUUUUAUCCGCUAGGUUUAAUAGGGCGAUCGAUGAAGUAACGUGGCCGCAGUCGCUGAAGAAGCUCACGUUCGGCUGCAACUUUAAUCAGCCGGUUCUAGGGGUACAGUGGCCUCCGGAGCUAGAGGUCCUCACGUUCGGGAGCUGGUUUGACCGCCCCCUGGCCGGAGUACGCUUCCCGGACACUCUCGCGACCCUUACCCUGGGGAGGGACUUCAACCAGCCUCUUGAAGGCAUCCAAUGGCCGCAGCGGCUGGCUCGUCUGACUUUCGGGUUCUUCUUCAACCGGUCCAUCCGAACCGCCGCAAAGAACUGGCCGUCCACGCUCAAGCACCUGUCCCUAGGGGACUGCUACAACUUGCCUGUCGAAGACGUGGAGUGGCCCCGGGGGUUGGAAGAGAUAUCGUUCGGUCGCGGGUUCAACCAAGAAGUUGAGGGAGUUGAAUGGCCUCCGGCCCUGAGAAAGGUCAAGUUCGGGGCUUGCUUCGACCAAAGCAUCGCCGGUGCCGGCUUUCCAGAAGAGUUGGAGACGCUUGAGCUAGGGUUCGCCUUCAACCGUCCGUUCCUUGACGUCGUUUUGCCAAGUGGACUUAAGAGGCUGGUGUUCGGCGAGGAGUUCAACCGUGCCGUGGAGGGCGUCGGUUUUCCGCCGGGGCUGGAGGAGAUUAACUUCGGCGUGCAGUUCGAUCAGCCGGUAGCCGCUGCGGUCUGGCCCGCAUCGCUGAAGAAGCUGACGUUUGGGGACAGCUUCAACAAGCCGCUGGCUGGGAUAGGGCUUCCCGACGGCCUGCUGGAUUGCCGCUUCGGGAAGUGUUUCAACCAGGAGAUCGAGCAAGUUUCGUGGCCCCACAGCGUGCGUUGUCUAGUGUUUGGCGAGGAAUUCAACCACCCCAUCUGCAACGUAGUUUGGCCCGAAUCGCUGACGACGCUGAAGCUGGGGAGCGACUUCGACCGUAAGAUGGAGGCCGGGGUCGUGUUUCCUCCGGGCCUGGAUAGGAUAGAGUUCGUGGACACCUACAGACGUGUGGAAAGCGGCGGAGAGGACAGCAGUUGACCUGUUCCGGUUUCUCGCCGAUAGAUGGGCCGUUUAGGAGAGCUGGAGUGUGACUGAUUGGGAAGGCCUUUGUGG